Schistosoma turkestanicum is the source of this 495-nucleotide messenger RNA. The record is from the annotation of a GenBank genome assembly. Lineage: Eukaryota; Metazoa; Platyhelminthes; Trematoda; Strigeidida; Schistosomatidae.
UUCGCGAUAUGGUCUGAAAAUGUUCAAACUAUGACAAUAUUCAGCAACUAACUUAAACAACCUUUACGAAUAACUAAAGGUUUUCCGUUAAAAAACAUAUUUUACUAACAUUUACAGACCUAUUUUCUUCAUCUGGAAUGUUAAUCAGAAUAACAUACUAAAUGAAUAAAACUGAUCCACUGUGUGUUCAAUUAUUGAAAAGUUUGAUUCUAUGCAGUGAAAAAGCUGCUGUAAUAGCUCGUACAAUUAAAAAACAAACAAGCAUCUUUCAAACACUCGUUCAAGUGAAAGAUUCAACUGAAGCUAAUUUAAGAUUCAGUAUAGAUGUAAAAACUUUGGCCGAUGUAUUAAUUCAAGAAGUUGUAAAAUAUGAUCUAAACUUACUUUUUCCUGGAUUCAGUGAUUCAGUGUUUGGUGAAGAAAACAAUCGGUUCUCUGGUAAUUCUGGCAAAAACAGUUUACAAUUCAACUAACUUCUAAAAGAAAAUCUCUCGA